Messenger RNA from Aedes albopictus (Asian tiger mosquito), 1511 nucleotides. RefSeq lists its product as uncharacterized. Bases 646 to 1173 code for a protein of 175 amino acids. NCBI's taxonomy places the organism in Eukaryota, Metazoa, Arthropoda, Insecta, Diptera, Culicidae. The transcript is spliced from 2 exons. The record is from RefSeq and is a predicted model, not a curated record.
CUACACUCUCUGCUGGAGUUCAGAGUCCGCUCCGCGCACAGGCACUGAGUGUGAGUAGUUCUUUACUUCCAGUUUCCAUUCCACACACAGUCAGCCAAGCCAGGCCAGGCCAGCCGCAGCCAGCGCGAUGCGUCAGGGUUAUUGAUAUCGGCCUAGCAGUGAGGAAGGAAGCGUCCAUAGUCCGUGAGGUCGUCGGCGGUUUUCGGCGAAUUUUUGUGUGAUUGGCGGUGUGCGAUUUCGCUUAUCUGGACAUCUGUGAGGUGUUGCGUGUGACAUUUGAAGAUUGGAAUUUGAAGUGAUUGGGGGUGUACUUUGGUGAAGAGUUGAAUUCAAGGUGGUGAUCGAUUUGGUUGGAAGCAUAAAGACGACCCGACUGCAGCGAGGAAUAAGCAGAGGACAACGGCCAAGAAGAGGACAUAGGAGCGGAUCUUGGUCGUAGAAGAGAAUACGUGCUUGUUGGGUGCCUCAUGCUGCUACCAUCUAGCAGCAGCCCCUUCUGCAGUAAAGGAGGAACGAAUCUCGAGGGGUGAUACUGGGUAGUGUGUGCGUGUGCGUGUUGUAAGGCGAACCCAUCGCCGCUUGCUCACCAAGUCGUGUGAAGAGUGUGUAAAUACAAGAACCUGGCAUACCAUACGCUGUAGCAACAUGCUCAACAACCAACUGCUUUCGUGGGUGCUCCUCAGCGGAUUCGUGAUCGUGUGUUGCUCAGCUGGCACUGGCAGUUCAGGGGGUCGCACCGGUGGGGGUCUCUACAACUAUGGCGGCCUGGCUGCAGCCAACAGUGGUCCUCCAGCAGCUUCUUUCGGUCGCAGUAUGUCCCCGCAGCGGUUCUACAUGCCGGCUGGACUCGGAAACCCCGAAGACCCGAAUCGAUACCGAUCGACGACCCCCAGUCAACAGUCUACGGCCGCUCCCAAAGCGAACCGCAUCUCCGCCUGGGGUAUCAUCUCGAUCGUGAUGUUUGUGAUCAUGAUCGGCGCCGGAGCCUACUGGGGCUUCAUCUGCUAUCCGUUGGUGUGCAAAAAGGAACGAAACUACAACAUGAUGAUGAACAUGUCCUCGGCCACGACUGCCACCCCCACUAGGUCCACCGAGUUCGAGAAGCUCGAAAACUACUGCUCCAAAUCGACGACCUCCAGCCGGAGCAACGACACCGGUAUAAGCAAUAUCUAGAGAUGAUCGUGUGACCCAGGUCAAGGGGAUCGCCCCCACUACUACUAGGUGAUAAGCUCAAGAACCUGAAUUGUUCCAGCUACUUUUUCCACCCUCCUCCAGGUCGAGGUACAGACUUACGGAACCAUCUAGCUUUAGGACUGCUUAACGCAAAAUCAAUUCCAUUUGGCUUGCCAUACAAAAAUUACAAAUUUACACAGUGAAAAACAGCUCAAGUGAAGAACGAACGAUUGUGAGAAACGACUAGAUUUAAGUACGCGCUCGAAUUUCGACUUAGGAAUAACUGCUAAUAGACUGAUGAUGUUCAUGAUUUACUUAUAGUAUUACGGUUGAAGAAA